UGGAACCACAUCUUCACAGCCCACAACACCCUCGACACUUCACUGGCUUGGACAGAAGAUUCUUGGAAAUUGCUUCCUUGUUUAGGUAAAAGAGAGAGAGCUUCAGUACUUGGUAUGAACAAAAACCUGCGAAACUGAUCGAGUUCGUGACAUGCACUUAGAAAUUUUCAAAGUGUGAAAAACAGAAACAAAAAGAAAAAAAUGGGUCUUUUGUUCAGUAGAAUGUUCUCUUCUUUAUUUGGUAAUAAAGAAGCUCGAAUACUUGUCCUCGGCCUCGACAAUGCUGGCAAAACCACCAUUCUCUAUCGGCUUCAAAUGGGAGAGGUAGUCUCCACGAUCCCAACGAUUGGAUUCAAUGUAGAAACUGUACAGUACAACAACAUUAAGUUUCAAGUCUGGGAUUUAGGUGGACAAACAAGUAUCAGGCCAUAUUGGAGGUGUUAUUUCCCAAAUACUCAAGCUGUAAUUUAUGUGGUAGAUUCAAGUGACACGGAAAGAAUUGGAAUAGCCAAAGAAGAAUUUCAUUCAAUUUUGGAGGAGGAAGAAUUGAAAGGUGCAAUUGUCCUCAUUUUUGCAAACAAGCAAGGACUCCCUGGUGCACUUGAUGCUGCUGCUGUGACUGAGGCAUUGGAGUUGCACAAAAUAAAAAGUCGUCAAUGGGCCAUCUUCAAAGCUUGUGCUACGAAGGGUGAAGGCCUCUUUGAGGGCUUGGACUGGUUGAGUAACACUCUCAAAGCAGGAGGUGGCUAACUUUGUUCAAGCAAGUUCCAGAACGAGCAUAAUCUACGUGCACAGGAAUGCUGGAGCGAUAACUGUUAUUACCCUCAAUUCAAGCUUGACAUAAUCUCAGGAGGUGACUUCGCAAUUUCUUAUUUCCAUAUGCAAUACACUGGCUGAAGCUGCCUUUGAAGAGGAUGCUCCAAACAAAUGAGCCAGGCCUUUUUCCCCAGAAGCUUGUGAGAUGUGACCCUAGCUGUCGACCAGGGCUAGCCAACCUGACAAAACACAGACUGCUCCCUGAUUUAAUUUUCAGAAGAAAUGAGUCAAGCCCGUGAGCUCAAAGUUGAUUAAGAAUUAAUGAGGCUGAAGUUUAAGCAUCAAAUCUAAUACUAGCCUCCAAGGGGCUGUGAUAGAUACCUGUCUCAGAGCAGAGGAACCUGCCAAUGAAGUCUACUGUAGGGCAAAAUUUGGCAGUAGAAAGAUAAUGUAAAGUUGGUACUUACUGAGUUUCGCAAACGGGCAGGUUGUGGUACUAAACAGUACACCAGGACAGUGCUUGUCUAGAUUCUGUGCUCCUCGUUUUCCUUGUGCCAUCUGAAUCCACUCUGAGCAAGCAACUGGACGCUCGAGAGGCUGUAGGAUACAGUGGUUGCAAGCUGUAUGUAUGACUACACCCCGCAACUUCAUCAGCUUAGAUUCUCUUAAGCUUCGAUUUCAAUGCAAGUGUUGGCGAAAGUCUCUUCAAGUG
Messenger RNA from Populus euphratica (Euphrates poplar), 1468 nucleotides. Its product is annotated as ADP-ribosylation factor 1-like. The record is from RefSeq and is a predicted model, not a curated record. Lineage: Eukaryota; Viridiplantae; Streptophyta; Magnoliopsida; Malpighiales; Salicaceae. The transcript is spliced from 9 exons. Gene Ontology annotation, molecular function: GTPase activity; GTP binding. The coding region runs from base 202 to 750 and encodes 182 amino acids.